GGUUCAAUCUUCAACCACUCGGAGCGGCCAAACGUGUCGUAUACUUGUGACUCGAAGACGGAGUCGAUACGCUACAUAACUACGCGAACGGUUUUGCCCGACGAGGAGCUGUGUAUAUUCUACGGGCAUAAGCUGUGGUUUGACCCAGUCGACGCGACAGCAACGGACUACGCUGGUGCCGAGAUAGACGAAGAGAUGGACGAUGGAUGGGGCGGCCUUGCUAGCCUCGAUGGCGUAGACGAUGGUGGCACGCUAGACGAGCUCUUCAAUGGGUUCGAAAAUGGCAGCCCGGAAGAAAUCGUGCUCGAAGAUGCACUACCCUUCACGCGCUUGAAGCUCACACCGGAGGACGAAGAAGAAGAAGACAUGGACGCCAUCAGGAAAGAGGAAGCUUGGGCCGUAGAUCUACCGGACCCUCGUCUCGCAGCCGUGAUGCUGAAAUGGUUAAAGCAAAGCGGGCUUGACACACCCGCUAUGGCUCAUUUAAAGCGCAUCCGCAAGCUCGAUGACAAGAUGAGCAUGGUGCUCAUCCUCACUCGCGAGCACCCGGACCCACCUGCGUUUCCCCCUGACAUCGACCUCCCACCUCCGUACAUCCUCACGGUUGCAAAGACGUCAGCGCUGACGAUGACGUCGCUCAAACUCAAGUCAUCCCUCUGGCCGACGAUCUAUACCCCGCGAAAGAAGUUCGAGCCUGAGCCAUGGUCGAGAAGCAAGGUCCGAUGGGCAUGCGAGGCGAUGAAGGAAGUGGUAAAAGUAGCGCGGAGCGCCGCCCAACAAGACGAGACCCCCAUAGCUGCGUACGUGCCUGUACCCUGGGACGAAGAGACGCGAGUCGCCACGCGGAUGCUGGAACCACUCAACGCACACGAUACGCGGCAAUCCGCCGCACAUCCCCUCCGACACUGCUUCAUCAACCUCGUUCGCGCCGUGGGAGAGCUACGAGCAUCCUCGACAUCUAUCGACCCUAUCUCGCCUGUGCCUGUCCCCGACGUCCCCUCGCCUGCACCCGCCGUCGACGUCUCCUCGUCUGCGGUCCCCCUCGACCCAGUUGACGCCGCCCUGACGCCGGAACGCUCGCAAACACCCUCCGCGCAGUCGCAAGCGGAGGUCCGGAACGGGGCGCACUACCUCCUAACGUCCCUCACGCUCUUCACCACCCACGAGCCGUGCGUGAUGUGUAGCAUGGCGCUCCUCCACUCGCGCGUGAGAGAGGUGUUCUACCUGUUCCCGAUAGAGAAGACAGGCGGAUGUGGGAGCAUCACUUGCGUGCCGAGACUGGAGGGAGUCAACCAUCGAUUCGCGGUGAACAAGUGGAAGCUGGAUGGGAGGAAGAUGGAGGAUUGGAUGGAAAAGGCCGGAUUGGUUGUCGAGGGCUCCUGUGAUGCAUGA
Molecule: messenger RNA, 1392 nt
Organism: Trametes versicolor FP-101664 SS1
Lineage: Eukaryota; Fungi; Basidiomycota; Agaricomycetes; Polyporales; Polyporaceae
Exons: 4
Biological process (GO): tRNA wobble adenosine to inosine editing
Cellular component (GO): nucleus; cytoplasm
Molecular function (GO): protein binding; tRNA-specific adenosine-34 deaminase activity
Source: RefSeq, a predicted model, not a curated record